AUGCAGAAUGAGGAAGGUGACUCGGAUUGUGUAUAUUCUGAUGAUUUAAAGAGUUUGAAUAGUGACUGUGAUUCUGAAAAUGAAGAUUGUGACUUCCCCAAACACAACCCAAAAACUGAUGUUCUGAAUCCCAAAUUAGUGUUGGGAAUGAUAUUUGGUAACAAAAAAGAGUUUAAGGAAGCUGUGAUUGCAAAUCAAGCCACAAUAGGAAAGUCAAUCGAGUGGAUUAAAGAUGACCGAGAAAAAGCUAGGGCUAAAUGCAGAAAGCCUGAAUGUAAGUGGAAGAUAUUGGGCUCACUAAUGCAAAGGGACACUCUAUCUUUCCAAAUAAAGAUGUUUGAGUCUGAGCAUACUUGUUUUGGAUGGAAUUACAAUAAUGAAAGUGUCAAUGCUAGCUGGAUUGCAAGGAGGUAUGUUGAUAAAAUAAAAUCAAAUAAGACUUGGAAAGUAUCAGAAUUCAGAGAUACGGUGAGUAGAGAAUUACAACUGCAUGUGAGUAUGCAUCAAGCAAGAAGGGCAAAAGAAAAGGCUAUUGCAAUGAUCGAUGGACAUAUAAAUGAUCAAUUUAGUAUAUUAUGGGAUUAUUGCAAUGAAAUUGUUAGAAGCAAUCCUGGGACUUCUGUUUUCAUGAAACUAACUCCAAAUGAAACUCCUAACAAGCCGAUGAGAUUCCAAAAAAUUUAUGUUUGCUUUGCAACUUGUAAAUUUGGUUUCAAGGCUGGUUGUAGGAAAAUUAUUGGGGUCUAUGGGUGUUGGCUUAAGGGUACUAUGUAUGGGGCACAAUUACUGUCAGCAGUUACUUUGGACGGAAAUAACAACAUCUUUCCAAUAGCUUAUGCAGCUGUCGAGAAGGAAAACAAGGAAACAUGA
Messenger RNA from Nicotiana tabacum (common tobacco), 870 nucleotides. RefSeq lists its product as uncharacterized. The record is from RefSeq and is a predicted model, not a curated record. Lineage: Eukaryota; Viridiplantae; Streptophyta; Magnoliopsida; Solanales; Solanaceae.